AGAAAACCAAAAGCAAAAGAGACGAUGCUGGGCACUGGGUUCGAGCUUAAGCAGCAUACCCUCUUCCUCCCCUUAUCCAUGCCUUCUUUUCCCAUAAUUCCUUCAGCUUCAGCAAUAUCAUUCUCCCAAUUCCAAACAAAAAAUAAUGCUGUUGGUAAAGAAGCAACUAAUAAGUCUAAUAGUAUUAAUCAGAGACGCCACUCCAAGUCUUACUUGGAAAGGCAAUCUGCCAUUCUUCAACUUUCCUCAUCCUCUUCUCAAUCUCAUUUCGACUCUGCUCUUGCCAGCUCUUUGAAUGAAUGCAACAAAAUGGGAAGAUAAAUGCUUCAUCUUAUAGCAGUUAUAUGGAGUUCAUGAGAAAGAACAUAAAUCCUGUAAAGGCAAUGGAGAUAUACAACGGCAUUAAAGAUGAAUCAGCAAAAAACAAUGUGUUCAUAUGCAAUUGUGUUCUUAGUUGUCUGGUUAGGAAUGGCAGUUUGGAAUGGCAAGUUUGAUAGCAGCAUUAAAAUGCUUCAUCAGAUGAAGCAGGAUGGUUUAAUGCCAGAUGUUGUUACACAUAGCACGCUGCUUGCAGGUUGCAUCAAAGUUAAACAUGGUUAUUCUAAGGCAUUAGAGCUGGUUCGGGAGCUUCAACAUAAUGGGCUGCACAUGGACAGUGUAAUUUAUGGGACACUUGUAGCUGUUUGUGCUUCAAAUACUAAAUUGGAAGAAGCAGAAAGCUAUUUUAACUGGAUGAAAGAUGAAGGUCAUUUGCCAAAUGUGUUUCACUACAGUUCUUUGCUCAAUGCUUACUCAAUUAGUGGAAACUAUAGAAAGGCUGACGAGUUGGUUCAAGAUAUGAAAUCUGCAGGGUUAGUACCAAAUAAGCUGCUGAGAGGUUCUUAUUACCGAGUGAGACUGCUGCAUAGGCUAGAAUUUGAUCAGCUGCCCAUGCAUGACUUUUGAUGUCUUGUCAACCCGGUGAAAACUCUAAAUAAGGUUUAUUUGCAGGGGCUUGCAGUAUGGCAAUUGGGGAGUUUGUGUCUGUGUACACCCAGAGGGACAUAGAAGUGGCACAAAUAAA
Quercus lobata is the source of this 1063-nucleotide messenger RNA. RefSeq names its product pentatricopeptide repeat-containing protein At1g10910, chloroplastic-like. The record is from RefSeq and is a predicted model, not a curated record. Gene Ontology annotation, biological process: mitochondria-nucleus signaling pathway; chloroplast-nucleus signaling pathway. The coding region runs from base 409 to 945 and encodes 178 amino acids. Gene Ontology annotation, cellular component: chloroplast. Gene Ontology annotation, molecular function: protein binding. Lineage: Eukaryota; Viridiplantae; Streptophyta; Magnoliopsida; Fagales; Fagaceae. The transcript has 5 exons.